This is a messenger RNA of Mycena citricolor, 1401 nucleotides long. The record is from the annotation of a GenBank genome assembly. Lineage: Eukaryota; Fungi; Basidiomycota; Agaricomycetes; Agaricales; Mycenaceae.
AUGCAGGACAUCUUUCGAGAUGAUUCAUAUGAGGGCUCUCAUUUCGCUCUCGGUCCACGCGGUUCCACUCUUGGUCCACGCGAUUCCACGCGUAGUUUGCGCGAUGCGAAAGCAGUAACGACGACACAACACGUCGUCGAUGGCGGUGCAUAUGCCGGCCUGUACAUCCUCAAAGUCUUCAAGGGGGCAAUCAUGCUCCUCCGCAUCCCGUUGACCCUCUUGCUGUUCCUAUGGAUGCUGGUAUUCUUGUUUGGCGCGAUGACGCAUACCAUCAGCGCUGCAUUCCAACCUCUUUGCUGGAUUCGAGGUUUGAGCAGCUUUGUUUUCUGCGCGUCUGCGAGUCCGCUGUCUGCUCAGGAUCCCCCGAAAUGGGCCGACUUUCCCUCCUUAGUGAGCUUGCAGACCACGACAAUGGAGCAGCUCCUGGAUGAAUCGAGCUCCGGCUCUUUUCUAGCACUCCAAAUGAAGAAAGCAGAGAUGGCCACAACAGAUCUAGUGACCCUGGUCAGAGUGAGCGACCUCAUGAGUCGGGAUACUGUAGCAAUUUGUAGGGGGGAAACGGAUUUUGGAGCGUUACGGAAACGUAACGCUGGAAACACGGAAACAGCCGUGAUGUUAUGCGUUACACUGGAAACGUCUUUGGAAACGCCGCCGCAGACGUCGGAGAAUGAGAAGAUGAGCACCAAAGGGCCAGGACCACCACAGGCCAUGAUCGAAAAGAUCGAGUACCUUGCGGAACUCGUCAACAAUCACGAGCCUGAAGACGAGGAGUUGGCCGCUGAAAUUCUGGCCGUCAAUGACUACGCGCUCCGGACCAUUGAAGCUGCGGAAGAGAAAUUUGUCGCCGCACUGUGGAAACAACUCAUACCGUGGAAGAAAUCAAACGCAGACGUUGUUCUCGAUGCAUUUGAAGCGUCCAUGAACUAUCUAUCGUUUACUCUGCAGCAGCUCGUUGUCGAAUUUGAGACCAACCUCCACAACUUGAAUAAACUCGAGGAGCAGUUAACCAUUCUCCACGAGAUCGUCACACGAGAGGAUAUCUCCCUGUCUGCAGCCAAAUCCGAGCUUCUCUCCAAUCUUUGGACCAUUCUGGGCGGGAAUCGCAGACAGCUGCGUGGUUACGAGAGUCAUUUGGACCUUUUGAGCCAUCUGGGGAGUUAUCGCAGACAGGCACUGGUCCAUGUGGUCUCGGCCCUGCAAACCCUUACUCAGAUGGGUGAAGACAUCGAGAAUCUUCGGGAGCGAGUGGCUGCACCCGAGUUGACUGGCGGAAGAAUUCCUGCUCAGGUGCACAUGAAGGGCAUUCAGAACGGGCUUGAGCGCAUCAAGGAGGGAAGGGCAAAGGCCAAGGAGAAGGAAACUCACGCUGUGCGCCGCAUCGUUGGCGGACUAAACUUGUAG